AUGAUAAAACGUGAAUAUUAUCCAAAUGUGACAACAAUGGGAAAUUUCUAUCCAAUGCCAACAGCUGCAGUUCUACAAGAUAUAACACGUCGAGUAACGAUUCUGAGCAAUGUAGAACAUGACCGAGUAAUUAAGACUGAUGAUUCCAAAGGGCUCGGAUCUGGAAAUGAUGGUAUUCCAAGAGACAUUUUACCGGUGAACAUGGAUUUUGUAAUACUUAUUGAAAAGAUAUCGGGAACAGCGAAAUGGUUCAUCGAUGGAAAUGGUUUUCAGCAGCAAAAGUUUAACUACAAUACCAUAGCGGGACAUCAGGCGCUUCAAUCUCUCAUUUAUCCACCAACUUUAUUUACAAGAAUCGGAAAAAAUUUGCAUAUAAAAUUUAUUUCAAAUGAUGAUAUGGUAAUCGAAUUUCCAUGCGACGUACAAUUGAUAACCGUAAGACCUUUGAAUGACAGUCCAAAUCAGAGGCUAAUGAUACUUCAUCGAGCAGGUAUAUAUUGCGGUGGUACCGCAACCACACCAUGCAGAAGUGGUGAUCUCUCGACAGCAAUCUUAUCAUACUUAAAAUCAAUUCAUGUAACAAAAUUACAACGGACGCAACUAAAUGGCAUCGAUACGAUUGGAACAAAGAAAAAUGUGGACGACGAAGAAUUUUCGAUAGAACCAAUGGAUUUUCUUACAUACAUUAUAGAUAUGUAA
Dracunculus medinensis (Guinea worm) is the source of this 699-nucleotide messenger RNA. The record is from the annotation of a GenBank genome assembly. NCBI's taxonomy places the organism in Eukaryota, Metazoa, Nematoda, Chromadorea, Rhabditida, Dracunculidae.